Syzygium oleosum is the source of this 2055-nucleotide messenger RNA. Its product is annotated as probable receptor-like protein kinase At1g80640. Gene Ontology annotation, biological process: protein phosphorylation. The coding region runs from base 329 to 1543 and encodes 404 amino acids. NCBI's taxonomy places the organism in Eukaryota, Viridiplantae, Streptophyta, Magnoliopsida, Myrtales, Myrtaceae. The transcript is spliced from 10 exons. The record is from RefSeq and is a predicted model, not a curated record. Gene Ontology annotation, molecular function: protein kinase activity; ATP binding.
UCCAUUGGGUAUUGGGUCAGCCAAACCGAAUUCCCGAAACUGUCCAAACAAAUUCUCUGUGUCUUUACAUUCCAUCUGCUCCACAACAGCUUUUUCCUUGGUGGGUAUUAGACUCUGGGUGCUGCUCGUUGACUGCUCACAUGAUUGUGUUGCAGAGAAGUCACCCCUCGAACCCGGCAAGAUUUUGCUUUCCUCAAAUCUUCUCGACUUUUGCAUCCCUUUUUCUGUUCAUUUAAGGAACAAAAGCAGGGGCUUUAGGAAAAAGAAGAAAGUUUCCACAACCUACAGCUACCAGAGCUUUGCUCUUUCUGGGGUUCUGAUUUCUCAGAUGCCUCCAUCCUCGUGUGUUCCUAUAAAGGAACAGAAAAGAAAGAACGAAGUUUCAGCUUCCUUUUCACGUGCGAAGUGCCAAAUGGACUCACAAAAGAAGUCACUUAUAGCACUCAUUGUUGCUUGCUCUUCGCUGGGCGCAAGUGUGCUCUUUUCUGUAUGUUGGUGGAGUUUUCGCAGCAAGCGGAAGCGCAGAGCACAAAGAGAUGGUACUCAGAGCUCAGAUUCUGAGGAAACGCAGAUGGGGCUGUCAGUGACUUCCUUUAUGGAUAGAUUCAGUUCCUUGAAGAUGGUUAACAGGAACGUUUCUAUUCUAGUGAUGGACCUCAAGAUGUUGGAAAAGGCGACAAAUGGUUUUAAGGAGAACAACAUAUUGGGGCAAGGCGCAUUUGGCUGUGUUUACAAGGGGAAGUUAGAUGAUGACAUGAAUAUUGCUGUCAAGAAGCUUGACUGUGGCAGCCAAGAUGCCUCUAAAGUAUAUGAGAGUGAGGUGGGAUUCUUAAGUAAAAUGCAGCACCCAAAUAUCAUCUCGCUACUGGGUUAUUGUAUCCAUGGUGAGGCGAGGUUUAUCGUUUACGAAUUAAUGCAAAAUGGUUCUUUGGAGACUCAAUUGUAUGGGUCUUCAAAUGGAUCAGCAUUGACAUGGCAUAAACGGAUGAAAAUAGCUCUUGACAUGGCUAGAGGCUUAGAGUAUCUGCAUAAGCAUUGCAAUCCGCCAGUCUUCCACAGAGAUCUGAAGUCUGCUAACAUACUUCUAGAUGCUGACUUCAAUGCCAAGCUUGCAGAUUUUGGGUUAGCUGUGACCGAGGUGACCCGGAAGAAAAACAGGGUAAAGCUUUCGGGCACUUUGGGUUAUGUAGCCCCAGAAUAUGUCUUGGACGGUAUAUUGACUGAUAAGAGCGAUGUCUAUGCUUUUGGAGUUGUGCUUUUGGAGCUCCUCCUGAGAAGAAGGCCUCUUGAGAAACUAGCACCCACUCAGUGCCAAUCUAUUGUUGCAUGGGCCAUGCCUCAGCUGACCGACCGAUCUAAGCUUCCAGAUAUCGUGGAUCCUGUAAUUAAAGAUAUGAUGGACAUCAAGCACUUGUACCAGGCAGCUGCUGUUGCUGUUUUGUGUCUGCAGCCAGAACCGAUCUACCGGCCACUGAUAACGGAUGUACUGCACUCUCUCAUUCCACUUGUACCCGUUGAGCUCGGGGGAACACUGAAGACCUAGUGAUCAGCGCCUACUGAUCAUAUAAUAAUUUCGGAGAUGUGGGUGGUCUCAAGAAGGUACCACUAAAGUUGAGAUCUUCAAGAGAGUUUCUGCAUAUAGAUAAUAAUAGGCGAUAUAGCUUAUAUUCAAAGAGAAUUGGCUUGAUAGAAGAGAAAGAGGUGCAUGUUCUAACAUCAUCAAUGAGAUGCAGCUGUACAGAAGAAAGUCUUAGUCAGUCGAACAAUAGUUCUUGGUUUAGGUGACUAUAGAUUAGGUACAUUCAGUUAACUGCUUGCUCUUCUUCUCCUCAUUUUGAUGAUUACGUCCAGGAAAGAUUCGAAUCAUGAAGCUUUUGGGAGCAAAUAGAGUCAUCGGCAGUAUUCUCUACUUUCUGUUGUUGCAAGAGCUCAUAUGUAAUUUGACGCUUACUCUGUCCUUUUCCUUCAUGGAUCCAGAAUUCCACCAUUGGUGAUAACCAUUGUGUGCAAAUGGGGUUCACUCAUAAGCACAUUAGCUGUAGUAACUAUUAACAA